Galleria mellonella (greater wax moth) is the source of this 1008-nucleotide messenger RNA. Its product is annotated as gastrula zinc finger protein XlCGF71.1-like. The record is from RefSeq and is a predicted model, not a curated record. The transcript has a single exon. Gene Ontology annotation, cellular component: nucleus. The coding region runs from base 1 to 705 and encodes 234 amino acids. NCBI's taxonomy places the organism in Eukaryota, Metazoa, Arthropoda, Insecta, Lepidoptera, Pyralidae.
AUGUUGAUACAUACAGAUGACAAACCAUAUAGUUGUGAUGUAUGUAGUAAAUGUUUUAAACUAAAAUCAACAUUGCAACAGCAUUUUCUGAUACAUACUGAUGAGAAGCCAUAUGGUUGUAAUAAAUGUAGUAAAUGUUUUAAACUAAAAUCAACAUUGCAACAGCAUUUUCUGAUACAUACUGGUGAGAAGCCAUAUGGUUGUAAUAAAUGUAGUAAAUGUUUUAAACUAAAAUCAACAUUGCAACAGCAUUUUCUGAUACAUACUGGUAAGAAGCCAUAUAGUUGUAAUGUAUGUAGUAAAUGUGUCAACCAAAAAUUUACAUUGCAACGACAUAUGUUGAUACAUACAGGUAAUAAGCCAUAUAGUUGUGAUGUAUGUAGUAAAUGUUUUAAACUAAAAUCAACAUUGCAACGGCAUAUAUUGAUACAUACAGAUGACAAACCAUAUAGUUGUGAUGUAUGUAGUAAAUGUUUUAAACUAAAAUCAACAUUGCAACAGCAUUUUCUGAUACAUACUGGUAAGAAGCCAUAUAGUUGUAAUGUAUGUAGUAAAUGUUUUAACCAAAAAUCAACAUUGCAACGACAUAUGUUGAUACAUACAGGUGAUAAGCCAUAUAGUUGUGAUGUAUGUAAUAAAUUUUGUAGGCAAAAAUCAACAUUGCAACGGCAUUUGUCGAAACAUACUGAUGACAAGCCUUAUUAAACGUAUAAUUCAUGUAGAUGUUAGUAUUUAUAAGAGAAGAUAAAGUUCAGAGGUACAAACAGCGACAGAUUUUUUUUGUGCCUACCACAUAGCAGUGCCACCGUGGAAAGUUUAUUUUCAGCUAUAAAUAUUACGAAAAUCAAAUUACGCAACAGAAUAUCGACUAUUAAAGAAGUAUUACAUACUAAUUUCCAAAUAAACGAUUGCUACUCAUGUGACGCCACGGAAAGAGACAUGAAGAAAUUUAACAAAAAUAUUUAUGAAAUGAGUAUGAAAAUACUGAAGAUGAGGCAAUUGAGAAUG